GUAUAACACAGACGCAGCGGACCCUACCUCAAUUAAAGACUGGGGGUACUUUGACAAUUGCCUUGUUGUUCGAUCGGUAGACCAUGAAGAAAGCUACUGACCAGGAUAAACUGGCGGCAUUCCAGGCCUACGAUGCUUGGGUCUUUGAUCUAGAUGGAACUAUAUGGAAGGGUUCCACGCUGAUACCUGGAGCAAAGGAGUUUAUCGAGCUUCUCAGGUCCUACCAAAAGAAGAUAUUCUUUGUCACCAACAACGCCACAAAGUCUCGAGCCGCCAAUGCGGCCAAACUUACAUCCUUGGGCAUUCCAGCGUCCCCGGGCGAGGUGUACACGAGCUCCUUCGCGGCAGCAGCCUACCUGCGGACCAUCAGCUUCCAUAAAAAGGCCUACGUGGUGGGCGAGGAGGGUCUGGUGGAGGAGCUGAGCGCUGCGGGCAUCAGCUGCGUGGGCGGGCCGGAGCACCGGGGCAAGGAGAUCGACUGGCAGGACAAGGAGCCGCAUGUGGAGGUGGACCCGGAGGUUGGUGCUGUGGUGGUUGGUCUGGACCGCUUCAUCAACUACUACAAGCUGCAGUACGCCACACAGUGCCUGCUCAGCAACGAUUCCUGCAUGUUCGUUGCAUGCAACACCGACGCCCGGGGGCACUUCAGCUCCACGCAGGAGUUCGCGGGCGCCGGCACCAUGGUGGCCGCCAUCAUCGGCUGCAGCGAGCGGGAACCCCUGCUGCUAGGCAAGCCCGCCUCCUUCAUGUUGGACCACCUGUGCGCCACGCACCAAAUCGCCCGGGACAAGUGCAUCGUGAUUGGCGACCGGUUAGACACGGACAUCCUGUGGGGCAUCCAAAACGGGGCCGGGACGUGCUGCGUGCUGUCAGGUGUCACCUCUGAGUCCCAGCUGCUCAGCUCCGACAACAAGGUGCACCCCAGCCUGUACAUGGACAGCAUCGGGGACUUCCUCUCCGUCAAGGGCCAGCUGCCCAGCAGCUGCAGCAUCAUGUAGUGGGCGGGGCUGGGGGCCGGCUAGGGGGCGGGUGACGAAAUGAGGUGACUACCGUAACGUGGCAAAACACCGCUGCUAACAUGGGUUUUAUCAUGACUUUACCGGGACAUCUGAACUUGGAUUGGGGUUUCAAACGUAUGGCAGAAAGCGGUUGGGAUGUUUUGGGGUCUUGGAAGGGUGCACUGAGGUGGCUGCUGGCUGGGAAUGUGGGGGGAGUGGGGCGGGGGCAUUAGAAAUUAUUUUAGGGUACACUGGGCGGGAUCGGGUGUGCUUGGAGGGCAUGCACACAUGCAUGGCGUAAAAGUUAACAAUGAGAACUUGAAAUCAGGACAUGUUCAAUGUAUGGUUACUGUGGUAUUUAACCGUGGAGCCUGCCUAUCGUGACCUUGUGCCUUGUGACGUGUUGUGUAGCUUACUACUGCUGGGGCAAGAGCGAGAUUUCGGUGGCCUUCCUAUUGCGUGUCGGUGGCAGUGCGUCUACCGUGAUUAGAUUGGCAUAUCGCGACCCUUUUAUACUUGACGCUCGCAUCGUGCUUUACACUUAAUGCUCGGCGUUGUGUGCUUUGCGCCCCGCUGUGGUUGUGUAUGGGGUGAAGGGUUGGGUGGGGAGAACCUGUGGAAAGCGCUCUGUACAGCGAUGGCUUAGGUUAUAUUGUGUUUCCCGUCGGUCUCCCGUAUCCCGUAUUUGGUGGUCCUGGGCUCGGUUGUGGAAUGACCUGUGACGAGUGCUGUACGACGCCUAACUACUGGCCGGGGUGCUUGCUCUCUUCACAUAGGGUUACUGCUUGCGUGUUGGUAUUCAACUGCUUUGCUAAAGUGUUGCAGACUUUUGGGGGCGUGGCCUCGGAUGGUGCAACUCUGGUGCGAUUGUUGCAACUUGCACGUUCAACCAUGCCAAUCAGACCAACGAUAACCAAGUGACACAUAUGACUAGUUGAUUGACGCGCAAGUAACGUGCGUGCGCUGGCGAGCGCCGCAUUACUGCAGAUCGUUGAGCUCUGAGCGCCGCCCCUUUAUAAGAACGUUUCGCAAACCGGCUUGGUGCCUAUGGCGUCUUCAGUAUGGACUGCUACCGUCUGGGGCCAAGGGAAAGCGGCAAUCCUAGCAAAUAAUCGAAAGAUUCUUCCCGGCGAGGAGGAAUGCCACAUCUGCAAGGAUGAUGUCCCAGCUUCAGUAUCGCUGCGACCAUGUGGGCACAUGAUCUGCUUUGGUUGUGUGGAAAACCUUCGCGCGAAGAACAUUUUCAGGGCCGACAAGGGCGUCAAAUGCCCUUUUUGCCGACAGUACGUCACGCAGUACGAGCCUUGUAACAGCGCGGACCCCGAGCAGGUCCGCCUCCUUAACGAGGCCAACCGCGCAGCCGCCUUCGCCAAUGCAUGCCGCGGCCCCUCCUCCUCCUCCACAGCUGCCUCCGCAGCAGCAGCAGCAGCCGGGGGAGCCUCCUCGGCCGCCGG
Messenger RNA from Astrephomene gubernaculifera, 2452 nucleotides. NCBI's taxonomy places the organism in Eukaryota, Viridiplantae, Chlorophyta, Chlorophyceae, Chlamydomonadales, Astrephomenaceae. The record is from the annotation of a GenBank genome assembly.